Hemiscyllium ocellatum (epaulette shark) is the source of this 903-nucleotide messenger RNA. It is a transcript of the gene uox, whose product is annotated as urate oxidase. The record is from RefSeq and is a predicted model, not a curated record. The transcript has 7 exons. Gene Ontology annotation, biological process: purine nucleobase catabolic process; urate catabolic process. Bases 1 to 903 code for a protein of 300 amino acids. Gene Ontology annotation, cellular component: peroxisome. Lineage: Eukaryota; Metazoa; Chordata; Chondrichthyes; Orectolobiformes; Hemiscylliidae. Gene Ontology annotation, molecular function: urate oxidase activity.
AUGUUUUCCUUUGCAAUGCAGGGAGAUGUGGAAUUUGUCCGGACUGGAUACGGGAAAGAUGUGGUGAAGGUCCUCACGAUCAGAAGAGAGGGAAAGCGUCAUUACAUCAAAGAGUUUGAAGCUAACAUUCAGCUUACACUGAAGACCUUAAAGGAUUACAUGCAUGGAGACAAUUCUGAUAUUAUUCCGACUGACACGAUGAAAAAUACCAUUCACGCCUUGGCUAAGCUCAAAGGAGUUCGAACGAUUGAAGAAUUUGCCGUGGAUAUUUGUGAUCACUUCUUGACUUCUUUUCGACAUGUUAGACGGGCAAUGGUCUAUAUUCAGGAGGCACCUUGGAAGCGCCUGGAGAAAGACGGUGCAGGCCAUGCACAUGCCUUUGUUCACACCCCUGAAGCAACACGUUUUUGUGAAGUUGAACAGAUUGAAAAUGAACCCCCCGUGAUUCAUUCUGGAUUGAAAGACAUGAAAGUCUUAAAAACAACACAGUCUGGCUUUGAGGGAUUCCGAAAAGAUCGAUUCACUACGCUGCCUGAAGUGAGGGACAGAGUGUUCUCCACCGUUGUGUUUGCUAAGUGGCGUUACAGUCGGCCCAGACAUGUCAACUUUGAUGCUGCCUGGAAUAGCGUGAAGGAUGCUAUCAUUGAGACAUUCGCGGGUCCCUAUGACUCUGGAAUAUACUCUCCUUCUGUCCAGAAGUCCCUCUAUGAUGCUCAGUGCCUCUGUUUGAGCAGAGUUCCAGAGAUGGAAGAGAUUGAACUGGUCAUGCCUAAUAAACAUUACUUUACAAUUGAUAUGACGAAAUUUGGAAUUCAUGAAAAUAAUGAGGUUUUAUUGCCUUUGGAUAACCCCUCAGGAAAUAUUUCGGGCACUGUACGGAGGGGAUUCACCUCCAAACUGUAG